This is a messenger RNA of Soboliphyme baturini, 1014 nucleotides long. NCBI's taxonomy places the organism in Eukaryota, Metazoa, Nematoda, Enoplea, Dioctophymatida, Soboliphymatidae. The record is from the annotation of a GenBank genome assembly.
AUGUCCGUCUUAUUUGAAACGACGGUUGGGGAUAUGGUAGUCGAUCUGCACGUCAAAGAACGCCCUCGAAGCUGCCUAAAUUUCUUGAAAUUAUGCAAAUUGAAAUUUUACAACUUUUCGUUGUUUCAUUCCAUCGAGCAAAACUUCAUUGCCCAAACCGGUGAUCCUACAGAAACAGGGCGCGGCGGUGAUUCCAUAUUUAGGAUACUUUACGGAGAUCAAGCUUGUUUUUUCGAGAAGGAAACUAUCCCUCCUUUGAAACAUACUAAAAUUGGGACAGUAUCGAUGGUCAACAAUGGCCAGGACCUCCACGCAUCUCAGGUGCAAACGGCGAGGCAAGUCCGGGGUGUUUGCCAGAUGGUGUUUUCUCACAUGGGAUUCUUAACAGCCUCUCUUCAGUUGAACCUGAACUGCCGCCGUGAAAAGGAUAAAGAGGCCAAUCUAAGUGUUGUUUUCCAAGGAAUUAUGCAUACCAUCAUUCUCGACGAUCCGUUUGAGGACCCCGUUGGACUGAGAAUCCCGUCACGCUCACCCUCGCCUACCGAACGACUGCUCAAGUCGUCAAGAAUCGCAGUAGACGAAGUUACGGACGAGACAGAUGGCAAAUCGGAAGACGUGUUGAUAGAAGAGAUUGAAGCGAAAGAGGCUAAGGCUCGAGCUCAUAUUUUGGAGAUGGUGGGCGAUUUGCACCACGCGGAAGAGAGGCCACCGGAUAACGUCCUGUUUGUUUGCAAGCUUAAUCCUGUAACAGCCGAGGACGAUUUGGAGAUUAUCUUUAGUCGGUUUGGGACAAUACUCUCAUGUGAAGUAAUCCGUGAUAAGAAGACCGGCAAUUCUCUUCAGUACGCGUUUAUCGAAUUUGAAACGCCACAGCAGUGCGAGAGCGCGUACUUUAAAAUGGACAACGUGCUCAUCGACGACCGCCGUAUACACGUGGAUUUCAGCCAGUCGGUCGCCAAAAAUUUCCAAUGGAAAAGACAAGGUACGCCUCAAAUACAAUCACGAGGACACUAA